This is a messenger RNA of Elgaria multicarinata webbii, 1150 nucleotides long. It is a transcript of the gene METTL23, whose product is annotated as methyltransferase 23, arginine. The transcript has 4 exons. The record is from RefSeq and is a predicted model, not a curated record. Gene Ontology annotation, cellular component: cytoplasm; nucleus. Bases 649 to 1074 code for a protein of 141 amino acids. NCBI's taxonomy places the organism in Eukaryota, Metazoa, Chordata, Lepidosauria, Squamata, Anguidae.
UUCCAGCCACACAAUGUAGAAUUAGAACCUUUAAAAUAAAGCUUUUAAUGUAUGUAAAGCCUUCACAUUUUAUUUCAGCAGGAAAUUUAAUUUCUUUAAAUUAUUCUUCAUUCUAAAUGCUAGGGUUUAGACUGAAGCCUCUUGUAGGCGGGACUUAUGGACAACAUGGAGGGAUGCAUUCACAUUAUGAGUGGCUACUCUUUUGAUCAGCAAUGGGUGUAUAAGCUGCUUUGUAAAUUUCAUGGGGGCUUGCACAGAAUGUUAUUUUGGGCAAGCUGAUAAUGUAAACGUUUGCAAUGGGCUGGAUCAGCCUUUUCCUUCAGACUACAGCUUUCAUUGUCCUCAACCAGAGAAGUUAGAUAGGUAAGGAUGCAUGGGAAGAAAGAAAAAAAGUCCUACAGCUCCCAGCAUGGCUGGCUGAAGAAUGACUGGGAGGGUAGUUUUCCAUCUAAACUUGCAUAGGAUUGUGCCUUAAAGCUUCUAUUUUUGCAUCACUUAUACUUAGGAUUCUGUCAAGCUCAACAGCAUAACAAAGUGGAAGUAGGCAUAAAAGUCUCUUAAUCUACCCCAGCCCAAUGGCAGGAAUAUACACUGAUUGGAGCAGGAGUGAGUCUUCCUGGGAUAGUGGCAGCAAAAUGUGGAGCAGAAAUGAUAUUGUCAGAUAAUGCAGAGUUUCCUCAGUGUUUGGACAACUGUCAAAGGAGCUGUCAGAUGAAUAACCUCUCUGGGGUAUAUGUCACAGGACUCACCUGGGGUCAUGUAUCACCCACUCUAUUGGCUUUGCCUCCAGUGGACAUUGUGCUGGCAUCUGAUGUAUUUUUUGAACCAGAAGACUUUGAAGAUGUUAUAAGUACAGUGCACUACUUAAUGAGAAAGAAUCCACAUGCUCAGUUCUGGACUACUUAUCAAGUCAGAAGUGCUGACUGGUCUAUUGAAGGAUUACUCUGCAAGUGGGAGAUGGAAAGUAUCUGUGUGCCCUUGCAGUCAUUUGAGGCCAACAAGGAACAAUUAGCAGGCUCUUCUCUUCCAGGAAGACAUACUAUUGAAAUGAUGAUUAUCAGUUCAAAUGAAUGAAUGAAGCCCGAUCCAGUAACUGCUUUGAGAGAUUUGUUUUAGUGUUUUUUUUUAAAAAUAAAUUUUUACCUCUAAA